Messenger RNA from Striga asiatica, 1193 nucleotides. NCBI's taxonomy places the organism in Eukaryota, Viridiplantae, Streptophyta, Magnoliopsida, Lamiales, Orobanchaceae. The record is from the annotation of a GenBank genome assembly.
AAUUCGAAAAAUUUGCAGCCGAUAACGAAAAGGGAGGAGAAAAAAAGGAGAUUCUUUUUUUCGUCAACACAGACACCAUGAUUAAGUUGUUUAAAGUAAAGCAAAAGCAGAGAGAACUUGCUGAAAGUGCUAACGGAAAGCCUUUGGGCAAGAAGCAAAGUGCUGGAGAAUUGCGUCUUCAGAAAGUAUAUGGAAUUCUGUGCUUAGCAAUAUUGAGAUUGAUGCUUUGCGAGAAAAAUCUGUUGGGUGAUUUUCUAGAAUUGGCUAACACUAUGUUGGUGUUAAGCAUAAUUGAUAUUACCGAACUGAAUCUGCCGAAAACAUGUAGCAUAUCAUUCCCUAAUGGCAAGGAUGACCUCAUGAAUUUUGAAGUUACCAUUCGCCCUGAUGAGGGAUAUUAUAUGGGUGGAACAUUUGUUUUCUCGUUCCAAAUCUCUCCCAUCUAUCCUCAUGAUGCUCCAAAGGUUAAAUGCAAGACAAAGGUCUACCAUCCCAAUAUCGACUUAGAAGGAAAUGUCUGCCUAAACAUCCUCAGGGAAGACUGGAAACCGGUGCUGAACAUAAACACCAUCAUCUAUGGACUCUAUCACCUUUUCACGGAACCGAACCACGAGGAUCCUCUCAAUCAUGAUGCUGCUGCAGUAUUGAGAGAUAACCCAAAAAUGUUCGAAUCGAACGUCAGGAGAGCCAUGAGUGGUGGCUAUGUGGGCCAGACUUACUUCUCACGCUGCAUAUAGCUCUUUUUGUGAAGAUAUGCAUCAGCUUUACCGGAAGUUCAGAAGGCUGUACAUUAUGACCACUCGUCUUAUCUCUAGGUCUUUCUGCUAUGAAAAUCCGGGGGUCAGUUCUAAUUUGCAGUAAUAUCGUGUAUCUAAAGAAGUAGAAAGCUGGGAUUUAUCUGUAUGCUGCUGUAACUUUGUGCUUUUACGAGGACUUAUUCAUUGUGCACUGGGAUUUAAGUACUGUAACUCUUUUCUACUCUUUUCUACUGGAGAAUGUGAUGGUGAAGGACUCCAUGGUAUGCUUUUACGAGUUACGACUAAUCUUAAAUUGCCUCUAGGUUUGUAAAAUAUGGUCAAUCUGCUACUGUGGUUUCAUUUUUCAAUAAAUACGUGUUCUAUUUUUCAUCAUUGGUAAAAGAAGAAGAUGAAGGGGGAAAAGGAGAAUCUUAGAAUAUUACAGAAAAAUAUGAC